CAGCAUGUUAGAGUCUGGCUACAUAAAGGUUCUGCUCGCGCUGGCGCUGACGCUGAUGCUGAUGCUGCUGCUUGCUGCAGCUGGUCAGGCACCUGGCGAUGAUGGAGUUGGCUUUCAGCGGGUCUACCAAACGGAGGAGACGGUGCGCCAGAGCAAGGCGCAGGAGAUGCGUCGUCAAAUCAAUCUGCACGCCGAUCCCUGCACAGACUUUUACGAGUACGCCUGCGGCCAUUGGGGGACAGAGGCGACGCCGCAGCUGAGGGCCGAGCGUCGCAUCAGUGUGGAGCUGCAGCGCCUGCUGGAGGAGUCGAUGCACCGCAAGGACAGUGGGCUAGUGCGCCAGGCCAAGGAGUUCUAUCAGUCGUGCCUGGUUGCCGAGGCGCAGCGCAGCCAGCAGCAGGUCUUCCUCAGCGAGUUCAUACAGCAGAAUGGCGGCUUUCCGGCGGUGCCAGGCGCCAAGUGGAGCGCGUACAAUCGGGACUACAACUGGGCGCAGAUAGCCGGCAAACUGAGGCGGCACUACGGCAUGGACAUUCUGAUUGGAUUGCGUGUUAGCUACAACUACGCCAGCGUGCAGGAGAACAGCAUCUACCUCAGCGAGCCCUCGACCCUGAUACCCAGCGAGCUGUGCAGCCAGCGACGUCUCAAUAGACUCGAUGCGGCCUAUGGGGAGCUCGAGCGCCUGGUGACGGAGCAGCUGCGCACCUGGCUGGCCAUGGGCAACGAGGAGUCGGCACGAUUGGCGGCCGAGAUAAUUAGCUUUGAGCUGGAGCUGUGCGGUGGGAUGCAGGGCCUCGAGCCAUGGGAUGCUGAGCUGCAUCUGUACUCGACGAACUUCACGCGCAAGACUCUGGCGGAGCUGGGGCAGCUUUACGGCCUGGACCUCGAGACCUACGUGACGGCCGUCUAUGAGCAAACGGUCUUCAGGCCCGUCUACAUGGCCGCGCCGAACUACUACCGUCAGCUGCAGCGCACGCUGGGCACACGCAACGGCACGCAGAUAGCCAAUUACAUAAUGUAUCGGGCAGUCGGCGCGUUGACGUUUCCGCUCGGGGACACGCCGGAGCACAGGCCGGCCCUCUGCUUGGACAGAGUUAGGCAACUGCUGCCCAGAGCGCUGGGGGAGCUCUAUGCGGCGCGCUACGCCCUGGAGGAGGCGAAGCAGCAGCAGCUGCUGCAGCUCUACGAUCACCUGAAGGAAGCACUCAAGCAUAGCGUCAGCGCCGAGUGGCUGGAGGAGGGCAGUCGUCGCAUCGCCCAGCGCAAGCUGAGCCUACUGCAGCUCUCGAUGCCCAGCUAUGAGCAGCCGCUGGUACUGAAGCUCCAGCUCGAGCGCAACAACUACUGGCACAAUCUGAGGCAGCUCAUGGAGCAAGUGCAGCUGCAGCAGCAGAAGCGAGAGGCCGAGGAGAACCUGCCCCUGCCCACUGACCCAGUUGAGGCGUACGAGACACGCGUGGUCUAUCGGCCGCUGCAGCGGCGUCUGGAAAUGGGCUGGGCGCUGCUGCAGCCCCCCGAGUACGACGAGCGCUACGGCCAUGCCCAGCGCUACGGCACGCUGGGCGUCAGCCUAGCCCGCCCGCUGGUCUCCGCCUUCGAUGAGCUGCACUGGUCGAGGGGCCUGCUCGAGCACGACAAUUGGGACAGACUGACCGCCUGGAGGUACCACAACCGCAGUGAGUGCUUCGCUCGCCAGGUCGAGGAGUACCUGCAGCGCAACGAGACCGCAACGCAGCAGCUGAUAAACGACAGCGCCGCCCUAAAUGUCGCCUUCAAUGCCUACCUUAACUGGCUGAGUCUGCAGGCGCCCAACAACGACUUCGUCCGGCUCAGCAAGGAGACUCUGCCUGGCCUCAACUACUCCAACACGGCGCUCUUCUUCCUCUCCUUUGCCCAGCAGCGCUGCCAGCCCAGGGACAGGGAACAGCACCAGCUCUGGCCCCAGCCAUGGCCCCCGCUCACGUACAGCGCCAGGCAGACGCACAGCUGGACCCGCCUGGCAGUGAAUGGCCCAUUGCGCAACCUGGCCGAAUUCGCACGCGAGUUCCACUGCCCACCUGGAUCAGCAAUGCAUCCACACGACAAGUGUGUCAUCUACUAAUAUACCUACAUAAAUGCACCUUUAAUAAAGUAUU
This is a messenger RNA of Drosophila navojoa, 2135 nucleotides long. RefSeq names its product Neprilysin-like 14 (gene Nepl14). The record is from RefSeq and is a predicted model, not a curated record. Gene Ontology annotation, biological process: protein processing. Lineage: Eukaryota; Metazoa; Arthropoda; Insecta; Diptera; Drosophilidae. Gene Ontology annotation, cellular component: plasma membrane. Gene Ontology annotation, molecular function: metalloendopeptidase activity.